GUGAAGUUCCUCGGUGAUCAGAAAGCCCGGCAGGCGCUGGCUGUAAUUGGGGGGUAAAAUGGCGCUGAGUUCUCAAGGAACAAAGAAGAAAGUUUGCUAUUAUUAUGACGGUGAUGUUGGGAAUUACUACUAUGGACAGGGUCACCCCAUGAAACCCCACAGAAUCCGCAUGACCCACAACCUCCUUCUAAACUAUGGCCUCUAUAGGAAAAUGGAAAUUUAUAGGCCUCAUAAGGCCAAUGGUGAAGAAAUGACUAAGUACCACAGUGAUGACUACAUCAAGUUCCUCCGUUCCAUCCGCCCAGACAACAUGUCGGAGUACAGCAAACAGAUGCAGAGAUUUAAUGUAGGGGAGGAUUGUCCGGUCUUUGACGGCUUAUUUGAAUUCUGUCAGCUCUCAACAGGUGGUUCUGUUGCUGGAGCUGUGAAACUUAACAAACAGCAGACAGACAUCGCCAUUAACUGGGCAGGAGGUCUUCAUCACGCAAAGAAAUCUGAGGCAUCCGGUUUCUGCUAUGUAAACGACAUCGUGCUGGCCAUUCUGGAACUGCUCAAGUACCAUCAAAGAGUGCUUUACAUUGACAUCGACAUUCAUCAUGGUGAUGGAGUUGAGGAAGCCUUCUACACAACAGACCGUGUCAUGACUGUGUCCUUCCACAAGUAUGGAGAGUAUUUUCCUGGUACAGGAGACCUCCGAGAUAUUGGUGCUGGAAAGGGAAAGUACUAUGCUGUGAACUACCCACUCAGGGAUGGUAUAGAUGAUGAAUCUUAUGAAGCCAUAUUCAAACCUAUCAUGGCCAAAGUAAUGGAGAUGUACCAGCCCAGUGCUGUGGUUCUGCAGUGCGGUGCUGACUCUCUGUCUGGAGACCGAUUGGGCUGCUUUAACCUCACCAUCAAAGGUCAUGCUAAAUGUGUGGAGUACAUGAAGAGCUUUAACCUGCCCCUUCUCAUGCUGGGAGGUGGAGGCUACACCAUCAGGAACGUGGCCCGAUGCUGGACUUUUGAGACCGCUGUAGCACUGGACAGCGCAAUUCCUAAUGAGCUCCCGUACAAUGACUAUUUUGAGUAUUUUGGACCUGAUUUCAAGCUCCACAUCAGCCCCUCCAACAUGACCAAUCAGAACACAAAUGACUAUCUGGAAAAGAUCAAACAGCGUCUGUUUGAGAAUCUACGAAUGUUGCCUCACGCCCCUGGUGUGCAGAUGCAGGCAAUCCCAGAGGAUGCUGUUCAGGAAGAUAGCGGAGACGAGGAGGAAAACCCUGACAAACGCAUCUCAAUCCUUGCCCAUGACAAGCGGAUAGCCUGUGAUGAAGAGUUCUCAGACUCUGAGGAUGAAGGACAGGGCGGCCGGAGAAAUGCAGCCAAUUACAAGAAGGUUAAACGAGUGAAGACCGAAGAAGAGAAGGAUGGAGAGGAAAAGAAAGGUGAGCCUACAGAUGUUAAAGAAGAGAAGGCUCCAGAAGAAAAAAUGGACACAAAGGGGCCAAAAGAAGAAUUAAAAACUGUCUGAAAAAAAGAAUGCUCGGUGGGCACAGAUGCAUGAACUUACGUUGACAUUCUUCUCACACGUCAAACCCACAUAAGCACAUGUUCACCCCAGAGCUAAAGACUGUAAAUUAUUUUGUAAGACUGAUUUUACAAUUUGUAUUCUAAUGAAGCGGUAUAAAGGAUUUUACAUUACAAGUGUGAAAUUAUGUACCUUUUUAUUUAGUGCUUUAAAAAUGUGUUUCCCCCUUACUUCAAACCUAAAUGUUACUGUUGACCUACAAUAGCACCUCAAACAGGACCAGGGACAGCACAAAUCUUUUCUCUCCCAUCACAGAGGUCUCUGCUUUUGGAAGUCAUUUUAAAUCAUGGACUCCCACAUAUAGGUCGUCUUUUAUUUGGUUUUGAAUUUCACUGUGGAUGCCGUUUGUUCGGUUUCCUUUACCUCGUUUUUAAGCGAUUUAAAUGUGUUUUUUAUUAUGGUGUCUGUAUUGAUUGCUCUGUUCUGAACUUCCCCUGUCUGGUGGGGCAUGGCAAAGGCUUGCUAUAUUGUUGUGUUGCUAGCAAUUCAGUCACAGGGCUGACUGGAUUUAGCCAUUUGGCGCUCAAGUUCUGUGGUUGUGAAAUGUCCUUAUAUUAUCAAUGACUUUGUUAAAGAAAUUAAAGAAAUAUCUUUAACUUUGUGGAUUACAUUACUCUUGCAUAGAUGCAAUCUUUUUUCACAAUUAAUUUAAUUACUUUUAUUCUGUUGAAUUUUGUGAUGUAAACUUAAAGAUUUUUUUAUUUUAUUUUUUUCCCAUAGGGGAAUUAUCAACAAUAACUUAUUAGCCUUUAAACACAGACUUACUGUGAGUUAAUGUCUGCUACUUUUCAAGCCAUCUGUGUUUAAUUUUUAUUUAAAAAAAAAAAAGGUGUUUUACAUCAGACUUUGUUAUUCACUACAAAGAUCCAUUAGAGAAUUGCAGUAAACAAACCUUGUGGAAAACAGCUCAAACGGCAACUGCCCAGUUAAUGAAGCAAUCAAGUUAUCUCCCUACACUCUCAAACUGCUUUUAUAGUUGUAAAUAUCAGAAUUUGUUUGCCAUGUACUAGACCUAUUUUCUCCCAUAGUUUAAUUAGACUGACCUUUGCAAUGCUUCAUGUGAUUGCAGAUCAUUCCCUGAUGAGAGACAUUAAAUACACUCUUGUAUUUCAAAAAGUCUCCAGUUUUCUAAUACUAUUUAGCUACAAAUUAAAAUUUGUAAUGUUGUGGUUC
Molecule: messenger RNA, 2740 nt
Organism: Xyrauchen texanus (razorback sucker)
Lineage: Eukaryota; Metazoa; Chordata; Actinopteri; Cypriniformes; Catostomidae
Product: probable histone deacetylase 1-B
Exons: 14
Coding region: 59-1510 (483 amino acids)
Molecular function (GO): histone deacetylase activity
Source: RefSeq, a predicted model, not a curated record